GCUUGUGCUCACACGUGAAUUGAGGCCCGGUGGGACACGCUUGUGCUCACACAGGAAUCGAGGCCCAGCGGGAGGUCCUGGGGGAGCAUCGCGCCUGCCCCCGUUCUCCUGUAGCGGUGUUUUCUCUGGAAGGCAGCUGGGACCUUGGUCCAUCUCGGGUGGGCCCGUGGCCCCACCAGCACAGAAAUGAACCGAGGAUUGCCGGGACCACCCUGAGAUCAGGCCGGGUGGGAAUGCUGUCCCUCUGUCAUGCUUCCAGCUGAUGCUUAUGGCUGUUAAUAGGCCAGACCUUUGGGAAGAGGUCCCCUCUGGAGGGUUUCCAAGAAGUUCUGGAGGGUUCCCAGAUUUUCCAGCCCGUUAUGGUGAUGGAGGGGCUCUCACCUAUUCUUGCCAUAGCUUUGGUGCUGUGUAAAUUAAGGCCAACAAAUGGUGCUGCACGCAGUCGGUGAGUCCACCUUUGCCUGUCCAACCCUAAGGGACAGAGGCCGAAGAGGGAAGGUGGGAGGAGGCACCUCUGUGUAGGAAUAAAGGUAGUUCUGGUGCCAAAAACACAAGGCUUAUGUUCUGGUAGAUCAGAGAAGAGGGAGGUAUGAAGAGCAGCAAUCUAACUCCAGCCAAGCACAUGCACAGGCGAGCUGAUGCUUGCACUGCAUUGGCUUUGGGGCAAAGAUGGCUUUUCACGGGGCAGAGGACAGUGUGCAUCACCACCAGGUGAGCAUCAGCUGUCGGACCUCCUACCCAGGGCGUUCCCUGCCUGGGAAGGAUGCUGGGCUCCCCUCCUGUCACUCAGCCACCAGGAAAGGUGGAUCCAGGGUGUGGAGCAAAGCCAAGAGGCUGGCAUACCGCGGAGAGUUUUGUGGAGCAAAGAGCAGAUGCAAGCCCUCACGGGAAAAUAUGAGAUAACUGAGUGCUAAAAGGCACCUGCAGGCAGUGCGGUGUCAGCACAGAGGGAGACGGAGCACUAUGGCUGGAGUUCGUUUCCAUUCUGUUCUGGUGACUGGGGCCAACCGGGGAAUCGGCCUGGGGCUUGUCCAGCACCUGCUGGGGAUGCCAAGCCCACCCCAGUGGGUCUUUGCAGGCUGCCGGGACCCCAAGGGACAGCGAGCGCAGGAGCUGCAGAAAUUGUCCUCCAAGCACCCCAACCUGGUCAUCGUCCCGCUCGAAGUCACCGAUCCCGCCAGCAUCAAGGCGGCCGCAGCCAGCGUCGGGGAGCGCCUCAAGGGCUCGGGGCUGAACCUCCUCAUCAACAACGCUGCCAUUCUGAAGGCGAACUCACUUGACACCGAGACACUGAAGGACAUGUCCGAGGUGUACACGACCAACUCCAUUGCACCCCUGCUGCUGAGCCAGGCAUUCCUGCCCCUGCUGAAGAAGGCAGCCCAGGAGAGCCCAGGCUCGGGGAUGAGCUGCAGCAAGGCAGCCAUCGCCAACGUUUCCAGCAUUGGGGGAUCCAUUUCGUCUUUCACUGGUUGGGAUGUAAUGGAAAUUGUCUCAUACCGCUGCAGCAAGGCUGCUCUGAACAUGCUCACCAGGUGCCAGUCCAUGGGGUACCGGGAACACGGCAUCCUCUGUGUCGCUCUCCAUCCCGGAUGGGUGCAAACAGACAUGGGGAGCUCAGCCGGACAUGUGCCCCCGGUGACGGUGGACGCGAGCGUAGGAGGGAUGCUGAAGGUGCUCUCCUCCCUCUCCGAGAAGGACACCGGGACCUUCCUGGACUGGGAAGGGAACGUUGUGCCCUGGUGAGGUGCUGGCCCAGCCUCGUGCCUGGAUCCUUCCAGUGGCCCCUGUGCUGCUGCCUGACCUCUGCUUCCCCCUCAAUAAACCCAUGUCUGAGAACAGCA
Messenger RNA from Numida meleagris (helmeted guineafowl), 1841 nucleotides. Its product is annotated as C-factor-like. NCBI's taxonomy places the organism in Eukaryota, Metazoa, Chordata, Aves, Galliformes, Numididae. The transcript has 6 exons. The record is from RefSeq and is a predicted model, not a curated record. The coding region runs from base 964 to 1743 and encodes 259 amino acids.